Choloepus didactylus (southern two-toed sloth) is the source of this 1747-nucleotide messenger RNA. RefSeq names its product aldehyde dehydrogenase 8 family member A1 (gene ALDH8A1). The record is from RefSeq and is a predicted model, not a curated record. NCBI's taxonomy places the organism in Eukaryota, Metazoa, Chordata, Mammalia, Pilosa, Megalonychidae. Gene Ontology annotation, molecular function: retinal dehydrogenase (NAD+) activity. The transcript has 7 exons. Bases 68 to 1531 code for a protein of 487 amino acids. Gene Ontology annotation, biological process: retinoic acid metabolic process.
CAGGGGGCCGGGGUGGGACAGCCAAAGCGAACAGUUGCAAAGGCAAAAAGCAGAAGUUUUCUGAACGAUGGCUGGAACACGGGCACCUUUGAUGCUGGAAAACUUCAUAGGUGGCAAGUUUCUACCUUGUCACUCAUACAUAGAUUCUCAUGACCCAUCCACAGGGGCAGUUCACUGCAGAGUGCCCGAUAGUGGGGAAGAAGAGAUCGCAGCCGCCGUGCAGGCCGCCCGAGAGGCCUUUCCCGGCUGGUCGUCCCGGAGCCCCCCGGAGCGCGCGCAGGUCCUGACCCGGCUGGCGGACUUGCUGGAGCAGGCCCUGGAAGAGUUUGCCCAGGCGGAAUCCAAAGACCAAGGGAAAACCAUCACACUGGCCAGAACCAUGGACAUUCCCCGGGCCGUGCAGAACUUGCGGUUCUUUGCCUCCUCCAUCCUUCACCACACGUCGGAGUGCACCCAGAUGGACCACCUGGGCUGCCUGCACUACACCGUGCGGAGCCCCGUGGGGAUCGCCGGCCUGAUCACCCCCUGGAACCUGCCACUCUACUUGCUGACCUGGAAGAUGGCUCCGGCCAUCGCUGCCGGAAACACCGUGAUCGCCAAGCCCAGUGAGCUGACCUCGGUGACCGCGUGGAUGCUGUGCAAACUCCUGGACAAAGCAGGUGUCCCACCAGGUGUGGUGAACAUCGUCUUUGGGACGGGGCCCAGGGCGGGCGAGGCACUGGUGUCUCACCCUGAGGUACCCCUGAUCUCUUUCACCGGGAGCCAGCCUACAGCUGAGCGCAUCACCCAGCUGAGUGCUCCCCACUGCAAGAAGCUCUCCCUGGAGCUGGGGGGCAAGAACCCUGCCAUCGUCUUUGAGGACGCCAACCUGGAGGACUGCGUUCCGGCAACUGUCAGGUCCAGCUUUGCCAACCAGGGGGAGAUCUGCCUCUGCACCAGCAGGGUCUUCGUCCAGAGGAGCAUCUACAGUGAAUUCCUAAGGAGGUUUGUAGAAGCUUCCAGAAGGUGGAGAGUUGGCCUUCCCUCCGAUCCGUCGGCCAGCAUGGGAGCUCUGAUAAGUAAAGCCCAUCUGGAGAAGGUCAGAGGCUACGUGAAGAAAGCUCGGGCGGAAGGGGCCCAGAUUCUGUGUGGUGAGGGAGUGGAUGACUUGAGCCUUCCCUUCCCAAAUCAGGCAGGCUACUUUAUGCUUCCCACGGUGAUCACAGACAUUAAGGACGAAUCCUGCUGUAUGAAGGAAGAGAUAUUUGGUCCAGUGACGUGUGUUGUCCCCUUUGAUAGUGAAGAGGAAGUGAUUAAAAGAGCCAACAACGUCAAGUAUGGCCUGGCAGCUACAGUGUGGUCCAGCAACGUGGGACGCGUCCACCGGGUGGCUAAGAAGUUGCAAGCAGGAUUGGUGUGGACCAACUGCUGGCUCAUCAGGGAGCUGAAUCUUCCUUUUGGAGGGAUGAAGAGCUCUGGGAUAGGUAGAGAAGGAGCCAAGGAUUCCUAUGACUUCUUCACGGAAAUAAAAACCAUCACUGUUAAAUACUGAUCCUUGCCAAUGGCGAAGCUGUUCGGUGAAUGCCUGAGUGUCCAGUUGCUGUGAUCAGAAUACUUUUGGAGGGAACUUGUAACAAGAAGAGGGUAGUGUUUGAUCCAUUUCUAGUGUCAAGUCUAAUCAAUUCCAGUUCUUAGUAUGUGUACCUAUUGAGGCUGUAGUGUACUAAUCCUAAGAAAAGAAAUAAAUGUCAAACAAUUCUAGUAACAA